Molecule: messenger RNA, 4029 nt
Organism: Formica exsecta
Lineage: Eukaryota; Metazoa; Arthropoda; Insecta; Hymenoptera; Formicidae
Product: 3'-5' RNA helicase YTHDC2-like
Exons: 8
Coding region: 310-3774 (1154 amino acids)
Cellular component (GO): intracellular anatomical structure
Molecular function (GO): RNA binding; ATP binding; protein binding
Source: RefSeq, a predicted model, not a curated record
CAAUCGUUGUUAGACAUUGCUUUGCUGCUUAUCAACGUUUAUUUCUCGUGCUAACGCGAUACGCGAUACGUUUUUGGCUUUCAUUAUAUUCGUAAAUUUUUCUGAAGAGAUAAACGCACUCUCGUGCAAGGUAAACGAGUGCAUUUAGCGAGUGAAUGCGCUUUCGAGUGUGAUUUUACGCCUUUUGCAUUUCGCACCAUUGUUGAGAUCAGCAUAAAUAAAUUAUUAUAUCGGAGCGAAAUUCAUGACCUCUGGCGUGUGGUGUGUUGCUCCAAAGUAGUAAGAGUGUAAGUGAUUUGAGCACUUACUAUGCCACGCAGAAAACAGCAAAGACAUCGCCCUAUAGGGGAAGAUACUAGAAUAGCAGUGAAUUUAACUAUAAAAAAAUUAUUGGAAACUCCAGAUCAAAAGGAGCUAGAAUUUCCAUCUUCGUACACAGCAGAAGAGAGAGCUUACAUCCAUGAACUAGCUAGACAACUUGGUCUAAAAUCAAAAAGCCGAGGGAAAGGUAUGAAUCGAUUCUUGACGGUAUAUAAGAGAGAAGGAUCAACAAUAGUUCAGGCUGAUGCUGUGAUAAAAUUACGAAAACCAUCGAAGCAAAGCAUAUAUAAUUUGAUGCAAACCUUUCCAUUAAAUCACAAAGAAUGUCAAGACUUGCUGCCUCCAAUCGAGAGAGAGCGUCCUCUCAAUAACGAUGUAAAUACAAACACUAAGACAAUGGGAAGGCUGAAUAAUAGUAUACCACAAGUACCUCAGUUAAAAACUAAUUUUGAAGUGCUACAUUUUCGCAAGUCUUUACCAAUUUUUAAUGCGAGAGAAGAAAUUAUUAAUGCAUUGAACAAUCAUCAAGUUGUUAUAAUCGCGGGUGAAACGGGAUGUGGCAAAACUACACAGGUACCGCAAUACAUCUUGGAACACUAUCAGCAAAAGCAUCAGGCUUGUAGAAUCAUUUGCACACAACCCAGGCGUUUAUCGGCUGUAUCCGUGGCCGAAAGAGUGGCGUUCGAAAGGGAAGAAAAAAUUGGCCAGACAUUCGGAUAUCAAAUAAGACUGGAAAGUAGAGUAGCUCCGAAAACUCUCUUGACAUAUUGUACAAAUGGAGUACUACUUAGAACUUUAAUGGGCGGAGAUUCUGCCCUAACUACGCUCACGCAUAUCAUCGUCGAUGAAGUUCACGAACGGGACAGAUUUUGUGACUUUCUUCUGAUAGCCUUAAAGGACGCGUUAGUUAAAUAUCGUUCCUUAAAAUUGAUACUUAUGAGUGCUACAAUGGACACCAGUAUCUUCGCAAAAUAUUUUAAUAAAUGUACUGUCACCAACGUUCCGGGCCGAUCCUAUGACGUGGACGUGUAUUUUCUGGAGGAUAUCUUGAAAAUGACUGGUUACAUGACGAAGGAAAUGCUCAUGAAGAAAAAGGAAUUUUUAAAAUGUAAAGAUAAGCAGAAAACUUUGGAAUCUUGGAAGCAAUAUAAGCCCCAACAUUCUAAUAAAAAUACCAAGAGCGAAAAGAAUUUGCUACCCGCUCCGAUUCUAGCUCAACAGAGUGACCCUAUACCAGAGAAAGUUAAGUUAGAACCUUGGCUGAUAGAAGAAAUGGAUAAGAGUAUUCUCGAUGCUUGGGUAAACGGGAGAGAAGACAACUUUGCACAGCUCCUGCAUUUUAUACUUUCAGAAAAUGUCUCUGUGGAUUAUCAGCAUUCCGAAACUUCUGUAACACCAUUGAUGGCAGCUGCUGUUAGAGGGUGCAUAAACACAACCGAGCAACUUUUAAAUCUAGGAGCGAAUCUUAAUUUGAGAGCCAUUAACGGUUGUACCGCGUUAGACUGGGCAAAGAGCAGGAAUCAUACCGAAUGUGCUGAAUUAAUCGAAGCUUACAUGAAAACUUAUGAUUGCGCGGUAUCGAAUAAUGAACUAACACACGUUGCGGAGACAACUUCGCUCUCUGAAGAAGAUAAAUUAUUGCUCGAUAUAUACCAUCAUACAUUUAACGACGAUAAUAUAGAUUACAAUUUACUGUUAGAAUUAAUCUUUUACAUUCAUAUAAAAAUGCCUCAUGGCUCUAUUUUAAUAUUUUUACCGGGAUAUGAUGAUAUAGUGACGAUGAGAGAAAAAAUAAAUGCGGAAGAGAAAAAAAUGAAUCAAAAUUUACGCUACAUUUUAUAUGUACUUCAUUCGAAUAUGCAGACUUGUGAUCAGAAAAAAGUAUUUAAACCCAGUCCUCAGGGUACACGAAAGAUUAUCCUUUCUACGAAUAUAUCGGAAACUAGCAUCACAAUCGAUGAUGUCGUGUAUGUCAUUGAUUCGGGAAAGGUUAAGGAGAAGUCUUUUGACGCUAUAUCGGGCGUUUGUACGCUGACCUCCAACUGGAUAUCUCAAGCUUGUGCAAAACAGCGGAAAGGUAGAGCAGGCAGAUGUAGAAGAGGAAUUUGCUAUCGUUUAUUUUCUUCGGUCCGAUAUAAUAAUAUGCAGCUUCACCAAACGCCUGAGAUUCUACGAUUACCGUUGCAAGAAUUGUGUUUAUUCACUAAACAUUUAACGCCGGGAAACACACCUAUAGCUGAAUUCUUGGAUAAAGCUUUGGAGCCACCGUCUAAUGUAGUGACUAGAAAUGCAGUUCAAUUAUUAAAGACUAUUGAUGCGCUAGAUCCAUGGGAAGAUCUCACUGAAUUAGGGAGUCAUUUACUAGAUUUGCCGAUUGAACCGAGACUCGGGAAGAUGUUGCUAUACGCCGUCGUUCUAAAAUGUUUGGAUCCCAUUUUGACAAUCGUUUGCAGUUUAGCAUACAAAGAUCCCUUCAUACUACCGUCGCAACCAUCGCAAAAGAGAGCUUUAACUGCAGCACGAAAAAAAUUUGCGACUGGAACGUACUCGGAUCAUAUGGUAGUAUUGCGAGCAUUCCAGGGUUGGCAGAACGCUAGAGCGGCCGGCAAAGAACGUGCGUUUUGCGAGAAAAAUUUUAUCUCCGCUCCUGUCAUGGAGAUGGUGGUCGGAAUGCGUACGCAACUACUUGGCCAAUUGCGCGCAUCUGGAUUCGUUAGAGCUAGGAGUCCUGGAGAUAUUCGGGAUUUAAAUUCUAAUUCAGAGAAUUGGGCUGUUGUGAAAGCAGCCCUGACCGCAGGCUUAUAUCCCAAUUUAAUUCGAGCUGAUCGAGAGCAUAUGCAGUUACGAACGCAAAAAGAAGUUAAAGUAUUCUUCCAUCCGUCGUCGACCUUGAGAGAUUAUCCCAAAUCUCCGAGGAUGACAUCCGCACAAACACAUGCAGCUAAUGUACAAACUUUACCAUGCGAUUGGUUGGUUUAUGAGGAGAUGAGCCGUACAGGACGUUUCUGUCAUGUGAAAGUCGUUACACUUGUUAAUCCAUUAACUGUAGCAUUAUUUAGUGGACCAGCUAGAUUACCAAUGAAUAUAAUUUGUGAAACUGAAGCUGUUCCGGAAAGCGAAUCGGAUUCAGAGGUUGAUGAAGCUCAUGAAGGGACUAUUUUUAAACUCGAUGAUUGGGUGGUAUUUAAGCUUGAUCCCGAAACGGCCCAAUUGUUUUUAUAUUUGCGGCAGAAGUGGAACGCUUUAUUCCUCAGGCGUAUGAAAGCACCGAGCAAAGCUAUGUCAGCGUUAGAUGAAAAAGUUAUAAACACUUUGGUGACAGUAAUUACGAAUGAGGAGCAAGCGUGUGGGCUCCAACAGCCCGCUGGUAUUGGCCAACGGCCACGUCCAUUAAUCGUCGAUUAUUACCCUGCGAACGUUAGAAGAGACGAUUAUCCAGAAAGAUAUUUCUAAAGUAAGAAGAGGAAAAAUAUAUAAAAGUCUGUUGUUGUGUACAAUCUACAAUUUGUGCAUUUUUUGGUCGCUAAUUUUAGCAAAUAGAAAUUGCUGUAUCUAAUGUACUGUUCUAUAUUUCUAGAAUGAGUCUUUUUAUUGAUAGUGGAUAUUUAUAAAAGAUAUAUAGUGUGCUGAUUGUAUAUCUAUCUAUGGAUAUUUAUUGAAUGUAUGUGAAUGCUUUUCAUAUAAAUAUUGCAUUCUAAUUUACAGUAU